Molecule: messenger RNA, 4919 nt
Organism: Perca flavescens (yellow perch)
Lineage: Eukaryota; Metazoa; Chordata; Actinopteri; Perciformes; Percidae
Gene: edem3
Product: ER degradation enhancer, mannosidase alpha-like 3
Exons: 20
Coding region: 1229-3997 (922 amino acids)
Biological process (GO): carbohydrate metabolic process; endoplasmic reticulum mannose trimming; mannose trimming involved in glycoprotein ERAD pathway
Cellular component (GO): membrane; endoplasmic reticulum
Molecular function (GO): mannosyl-oligosaccharide 1,2-alpha-mannosidase activity; calcium ion binding
Source: RefSeq, a predicted model, not a curated record
CAAUACCACAACGUUACAGGAAACGGAUGUUGUUGACGUUUUCAUCGCAGCGGCAUCCGGUAUUUCAAGACUGGCUAGCUUGGCGAAACAGAAGCUUACGGCGAAAUUGUCCACUUUAUAACACGAAGGGCAGAAAAGAUAGCUCGGUCAGAUCCACUUCUCAACAAUGGACGCGGUUUUUGUGGAUUUUUCUUAUAUUAUUUGUUUGUCCGUUGUCGCCAGCUUGGCCAGUUAGCUCAGCUGGCUAACUGGCUAAUUAAACCCCGACAAGUGCUCGGCUGCUUGUCUGACUGGUUUACGAAAGAGAACUGUCAAGAGGAGGAAAUUAUUAAAUUAUAUCUUUAAAAGUUUACAGUUGACACACCAGAGUGAUAACAGGAGCUAGUAUGAACAAGAGUUUCCUAAGGCUGUUAGUUUGACUUCUGGUUUAAUAAUUGGCUGUAGAUAGUGUGUGGAGUCAUAGAUAUAGCUAUAUCUAUGGUGUGGAGUAGCUAAGUAAAUUACAUGAUUUGUGGAGUGGGAUUAUUAACACAGAACAAGGCCGACUGCGUUGGUUUACAGUGAGUCUCAAAUAUGACAAUGUGUCGUGAUAACUAAAAUGACCAUACGUUUCCUUGAUCGCUGUUCCGUGAAGACUAGCUACAUCUAGAAAAUAAAAUUAUGGUACAUUUCCUAUUUAGAUCGCAGGAUUAAUUUGAUUUAGCGUGUUUGCUUUGGGGCAGAGUUAAAUGUUACGUGUAACGUUACGUGCCAACGUGUCACACGUGUACAAUAGAUCCGGGUGACAGUUUGGGAAAAUAAACAGGUGUGACUCACAACCUGCUCACGGGACGUGGAGUAGCUUUGCACUACAACUACUGCCUGGUACAUCUCUUUCAGUUUACACCUCGAUCUCUGGUUACUUGAAAUAAAAACAUUGCUAACUAUUUAAUAGCAUUUUGGGCUGUAAGUGCACAUAUGAAAGCGUACAAACAGUGUACAUAGUAACUCCUUGACUUAUAGUCGUGUUUUGGAUGUUUGCUAAGCAACACAGAUGGAGUGUAGUUAGCCAAGAUUUAGCAACAAGCUAACAUGAUUUCAUGAUGUUUUCUGUACCUAUUGAUGAUUAAGUGGUACAUCUUAGGCAAAGCCAAAACGUGCUAUAUCAUGAUCUCAGAGGUAAAACAUUAAUGGGUUGGUGUAGGUUUAUAUUUCUGUUGGUUUGACCUGUUUGGUUAGGGCGGUGGUAAUGACUAGGUAUUUGCUCUGUGACCGACCGAGACCCAAACUGGUUUUAUGUAUAUUGCUGCGAUCUUGCCCACCUACCACAAUGCCAGCUGUACUGUUCUCAUUGAUGAUACUCGGAGCAUUAUGCAGCCUCGGACACGCCAUGUCACGGGAGGAGAAGCUCAGGUUGAGGAACCAAGUGGUUGAGAUGUUUGACCAUGCAUAUCAGAAUUAUAUGGACCAUGCAUACCCAGCCGAUGAGCUGAUGCCACUAACAUGCAGAGGCAGAGUACGUGGACUUGAACCCAGUCGAGGUGACGUAGACGACGCUCUGGGAAAGUUCUCUCUGACCCUCAUAGACACUCUGGAUACUCUAGUGCUUUUGAACAAGACGACAGAGUUUGAGGCGGCAGUGAGAAGGGUGCUGUCAGAUGUGAGGCUGGACAACGACAUUGUGGUGUCGGUCUUUGAAACCAACAUUCGAGUCCUUGGCGGUCUGUUGGGAGGGCACUCCAUGGCUGUGAUGCUGAAGGAGGGAGGUCAACACAUGCAGUGGUACCAGGAUGAGCUCCUACAUAUGGCCAAAGACCUGGGUCUCCGACUGCUGCCAGCCUUCAACACCAGUAGUGGCCUGCCCUAUCCCAGGGUGAACUUGAAGUUUGGUGUCAGGGGUCCUGAGACAAGAACGGGCACAGAAACAGACACCUGCACUGCAUGUGCAGGAACCAUCAUCCUGGAGUUUGCUGCCUUAAGUCGCUUCACUGGGGAUCCUGUGUUUGAGGCCCAUGCCCGGAGAGCUCUGGACUUUCUGUGGGAGAAGAGACAGAGAAACAGCAAUCUGGUGGGAACCACCAUCAACAUCCACUCCGGAGAGUGGGUCCGCAGGGACAGCGGAGUAGGAGCGGGAAUUGACUCGUACUAUGAAUACCUGCUAAAGGCUUACAUCCUCUUGGGAGAUGACCUGUUUCUGGAGCGGUUUAAUAUUCACUAUGCAUCUAUAAUGAAGUACAUUAGCCAGCCUCCACUUCUGCUGGAUGUCCACAUCCACAAACCUCUGCUUCCUGCUCGCACCUGGAUGGACUCUCUGCUGGCCUUCUUCCCGGGACUGCAGGUGUUGAAGGGAGAUAUCCGUCCUGCCAUCGAGACUCAUGAGAUGUUGUAUCAAGUUACAAAGAAACACAACUUCCUCCCAGAGGCCUUCACUACUGAUUUCAGGGUACACUGGGCCCAGCAUCCCCUGAGGCCUGAGUUUGCAGAGAGCACCUAUUUCCUUUACAAGGCCACAGGAGACCCAUAUUACCUGGAGGCAGGUCGCACCAUCCUGGACAACCUCAACCGCUUUGCUCGUGUUCCCUGCGGCUUUGCUGCAAUGAAGGACGUACGCACUGGCAGCCACGAGGACAGAAUGGACUCCUUCUUCCUUGCUGAGAUGUUCAAAUACUUGUUCCUGCUGUUUGCUGAAGCGGAGGACUUACCGUUUGACGUGGAGGACUACAUCUUCACAACCGAGGCCCACCUGCUGCCCCUGUCCCUCUCCACAGCCCCUCACUCUUCAUCUAUUCCCUCAAACAGAACGUCAGAGGAGGAGCUGGACGACUCUAACUUCGAUUGGACCUGCCCUAACACUCGGCUCCUGUUUCCUGACCCCGCCUACCCUGGUAACUUGAGAGACCCAAUCCGUAGUGCUGUGGACAAGAGCUGCCCCCGCCCUGCUCCUUACAGGGAGCCCGGUAUGGGCCGUCCUCCCCUGAGGGCUCAGGACUUCAUGGCAAACAACCCUGAACAUCUGGAGCUGCUGAGGAGAAUGGGAGUCAGUCUGAUCCACCUGAAAGAUGGCAGGGUGCAGCUGGUCCAGCAUGCUACACAGGCGGUGAGUGCGGUAGCAGCAGAGGACGGCGUGCGUUUCAUGCAGGAAAUGAUGGAGCUGUCCAGCCAGCAGCAGAAAGAGCAGCUGCCUCCCAGAGCCAUUCAGAUCGUCUCACAUCCAUUCUUUGGCAGAGUUGUGCUGACCGCCGGCCCAGCACAGUUUGGCACAGACCUGUCCAAAAGUUCUACAGGGUUACGAGGCUUUGUGACUGUGGCUGAACCCUACAGCGGCUGUAUGGACAUCACCAAUGCGGAGUACGUCCGGGGCCACAUCGCUCUGCUUCAGAGGGGUCAGUGCAUGUUUGCAGAGAAGGCCCGACACAUCCAGAAAGCUGGCGCCAUCGGAGGCAUAGUCAUCGAUGACAACGAGGGCAGCAGCAGCGACACGGCUCCCCUGUUUCAGAUGGCCGGGGACGGCCGCAGCACAGAUGACAUCACCAUGCCUCUCCUCUUCCUCUUCCACAAGGAGGGCAACAUCCUUUUGGAGGCGCUGAAGGAGUACAGAGAGGUGGAGGUGCUGCUGAGCGACAAAGCCAGAGACAGAGGUAUGGACGUGCAAGAAGCGAAGGAAGACUUCUUAACUGAGGCAACAACUCCCACCUCAUUUGAACCCAUAAGCCAAUCGCAAGAGAGCACGUUGGAGCUAGACGAAUUGGCUCCUGAAGAGGUUACUCCAUCACAGGGGGAAGUCAGUCCUGUAGGUCAGGACACUAGUCCUGUAGAGGAAGUUCGACCACCGGAAGAGGAAGCCAGUCCUGCAGAGGCACAGGUGGAUUUGGCAGAGCCCAAAGAGGAGACAGACUCUGAGAAGAGAGAGGAGCCUGAAGGCGACACAGACUCAAGCAGCCAGUCAGUGGAUGAACUGAUGGCUGAUUGGCGAGAAGACUUGGAGGCGUUCCAACAGAUGGAGAAGGAUGAGCUCUGACAGUCGUCGGGCGUGCCGUGCCCUGUGACUGCGGUUUGAUCCCACUGUGGGGGAGAAACCUGGAGGGAAUAUGUCUUCACAAGUCACCAGUCUCAAUCUGGUGAAUUUAGAGGAUGCUGGGGAAAUGUCUUUCAUGACUGUUUGUUCUCUUGCUCUCUGUUAAUUGUGUCAUGUGCCAAGGCAGCCCGCAUACUGUAUCUCCGGACCAUAAGGGAGUCCUUUUUAGCCUGAAAGUUUGUUUAUGGAUAAGAGACCAGGGUUCUUACCUCACUUUCUCAUACAGUUUCUGUGUAUCUGUCAUAACAAAGCCCUAAUGAAUGACAUAGUCCAGACAGCGUCUCACUUUCCAUUCCAAAUUCCUUCUCACACUGUCGUUCUCUCUCUAUGCAUUUCUGACUCCUUUUUGCUCAAAUUAAUGCUGGUCCAACAACUACUAAUUAAUCCAUCGACCAAUUCAUUUUAUUUUCAAUGUGAUGAUUAUUUGUGAUAAUACAAUUACUAUCUUAGGGAUCCUGGGCCUAAUCUUAUGUACACAUCUAUGUGAGUUAAGGACUUAAUUCAUGUGGGGAUCGGUGACAUUGAAUAAGCUGCAGGAUCUUUUUUUUAAGGCUUUAUGGUAGACAUACUCAACACCAAACUUGAUCUCUCUGGAGGAUAUAUGAAGUCAUCUGUCAAUGUAAAUAUGUGUUUGUCAAGAUAUAUUGACUGAAACAAUGUAGCGCUGCUUUGCUCAGGUUCUGGUUCACCCAACAAACAGCCUCUGGACCACAUUGGGUGGAGCAGACACACCCACACGCCGCCACAGGAGGGCGCUAUGAGAUCUGUCUGUCAUGCUUUAACUGUUGACUGAUUGGAAGGAGCAGAAAUAAGCCACUAAAUUAACCUGAUGAAAUUAAAUAAAAAUGAAGAGGGAAAAUGGGAA